Cloeon dipterum is the source of this 4277-nucleotide messenger RNA. Its product is annotated as probable G-protein coupled receptor B0563.6. The transcript is spliced from 6 exons. The coding region runs from base 113 to 1531 and encodes 472 amino acids. The record is from RefSeq and is a predicted model, not a curated record. Gene Ontology annotation, molecular function: G protein-coupled receptor activity. Gene Ontology annotation, cellular component: membrane. NCBI's taxonomy places the organism in Eukaryota, Metazoa, Arthropoda, Insecta, Ephemeroptera, Baetidae. Gene Ontology annotation, biological process: G protein-coupled receptor signaling pathway.
CCCGGGAGGCGCGUGCGCGCUGCCUCUGGAUAAAGCGGUGGCGGCGGCACACGGACGGGCACUCGUCGUCUCGUGGUGCUCGCGAGAUGUGAGCCAGAACAAGUGACUCGAAAUGCCCAUCAUGGAAGCGAUUUUCUCGUCGAGCACCCUUGAGGACCUGAGCAUACCACUGGGGAGCGGUGAGGAGACCCCGCAGCCGGUGACGGGCUCCUCGGUGCCCCUCGUGCUGUGCCCCUUCGUGCCCCGAGACAACGCCACCAUCGACGAGGAAGAUCCGCGCAUCACCACGCUGAAGCAGGUCGCGUACGGUGUCGCACUCCCGGCCAUAUGCACCCUCGGCGUCGUUGGAAACCUGCUCAACCUGCUCGUGCUCACACGCAGAAACAUGAAGGGAACCGCUUACAUCUUCAUGAGGGGUUACGCGGCCGCGUCCCUGCUCGCGAUUCUCUUCGCCAUCCCUUUUGGUCUUCGCGUGGUGAGCCGACGUGAGGCAGGUCAGUGGAGUAGUCUGCCCCAAGCCUUCUACCACGCUCACCUUGAACUCUUUCUCGGCAAUGCCUGCCUAGGAGUAGGUGUGCUGAUGCUGCUGGCUCUGACGGUGGAACGCUACGCAGCCGUGUGCCAGCUGAGCGGUGGAUCAUCGCCGCAACGGGCGCGCACAGCCGUCGCCCUAAUCCCGGUGCUCACCUUCCUGCUCUACCUUCCAAACGCGUUUCGCACACAUCUCACCAGAUGCGGCGCACCUUACGGUCCCGACGGAGAGAUGACCGUCGUUUUCCAGCGCAGGGACAACGUCAGAUUCCUCAUCUCACCCUUCUACUCCAUCUAUAAAAUCGCCCUCGAGAUUAUAUUCAAGGUGGGACCAACGAUUCUACUAGCGGGCCUCAACGCUCGCAUUCUAAUCGUGUACCGGCGCUCGUGCGCCCGCAGACGGAAACGGCGCGGCGCGUUGCUCGAGUCGUGCAGACAAUACGCCGAGGAGAAACGACUGGCGCUCUUGCUCGGCUCAACGUCGCUGCUUUUCUUCGCCUGUGUGUCGCCAAUGGUGAUUCUCAAUGUCACCCUCUCGGAGCACAAUCUCAGCUCCUACAACUACCAGAUUUUCAGAGCUAUUGCUAACGUGCUGGAGGUCACCAACUACUCGCUGACUUUUUACAUCUACUGCCUCUUCUCCGAGGAUUUCCGCAACACGCUCCUUCGAACGGUCAACUGGCCCUGGUGGGGUGAAAAAUUGCCACCCAACGGCCUUGGCGUGGGACCUUCAGCGAAAGGCCUCAAGGGGUCUCCCCCGAUCACUCAGCAGACAGCCACCCCUACGCCGCCGAGAGCGUGCACCCUCGCUUGCACCACGUCGACGACAGGGGCCGCCGCCACUGCCGUUCUUGCUGCUAACGUGGAAGAUCAGCGUAUUCCAAAAGAAUCCCCUCCGAGUGCAUUUAGAGCCCUCGUUACCAGCUGCUUGGGCAAACUGACCUGCGUUAAAGGCCGCCACAGCUCUACCGGCAGUUCAGUGGACCGCGUGAUCGUCUGAGAACUGAGCCUGCUGUGUUUUUCUGAUGAAUGUUCCCUCAGCAAUCCCUGUCAAGUGCUCGUCUGAAAGCAAGAAAAAGUGCCCCACUUGCCCAAACACAAUAACACUUGUGCAAUACCUAGAUGCAAUCUUCACAACAUUCCCACUAACCUAUGUAAGUGCAUAUGUAUGUAUAGGAAAGUGCGCAUAUAUAAUAUUUAUUUUCCAUUGUACGCAAGAGAAUUGUAUUAGAGGCGUGCAUUAUACCAGCAGAUAACGCAUUUUAUUCUACUUGCGACACUUUUUACGGAAAUUCCACCCAGUGCUGGGAGAUGCACAAACGUUGUUCUUUACUUGAUUCCCUAUAUCGCACGAUAACACUCUUUUGCCAACGUGUGCACUGCCCUCCGCGAGUCUAUUUUGCCACUUUUUCCACUGUCUCAGUUUCUCAACUUUCAACUUCUCUCGGGUAAGGCAAAAAUAUUAUAGCCACCGUAAAACUCCUCAUCUUCUAGACCAAUGCGUCGAUUCCCGAUAAAUUUGCUGACGAAGAAGUCAACAGAAAAAAGGUGCAAGAGCGACAAAAACACAUUUCCCUUUUAUUUGCGCCAACCCAGAACGAAUCUGAAAGCAACACAAAAUUGAAAUUCAGCUAAAUUCUUCAAUAAUUUUAAAAUUAACAGAUUUCCGAUUUUAAAAAGUCAAUUGAAAAGGUAAGAAUAACAUUAAUCACUAAUUAAUGGAACUAAAUCACUGGUUGGCAUAUGUUUUGGUUUAAAUAAGAUUUUUGUUAAAAUUUAAUAUUAUAAAUGUGUUAUUUGAUAAGCUCUAUCUGUGUUCACUUGGGAACAAUAUAAUUAAAAUACUGUCAUUUCCAUGCACAAAUUAACUAAAAAUCUUUACGCGUGCAAAUGUAGUUUGACUAAACCAAUCUCUCUUGUCAAUGACGAAUGCGACAAGCAAAUCAUGCAGCGCAUUUUACCUCUCCAAAAGCAGAAGUUGACGAGAAUCUAAGAUUCUUGAGUUGUUUCUAUUUACACAAAACUAUGUAAAAAUGCCAAAGAUGUUAAAAAACAAUAGCUGUCCAUAAUGAUGUGUGUCUUGCAGAAAUUGUAUUUUUAUUAUUUGUAGAAUUUUAAUUUUUAAUGCUCACCACAUCUAUUUUUGCAGUGAGGUUAAUUCAACACCGAAUUUUAUUUUCACUCUCAUAAUGCUGAGUCGUCGUUCGUUGAGAAACAAUUUAAUAAGCUCAAAGGGAAAGAGUUGUUUAGUGAUUUGCCGAGAUAAAAGCACCAAAGUAUCCUCAAAAUUUCUAUUUUGGCAAGCGAUAGUCAACUGUUUGAAUAUGUGAAAAUUUUAUCUUCUGGAAAAGCAACAAUAUAUUCAUAGUCUGAGGUGAAGAGGACAAAGGGACAAGUUAAGACUGAUAAUUUUAAAUAUUAAAAAAGGCCUCGCUGAAUUUCAAAGUCGUCAUCAUCAUCUUCACACUAACUCAAAUUUCAAAAGUAAAAUAAUGCAAGGGGUCGUGUCACUAAUUCGUUAAAAUGAAACUCAAACUUCGAUUGGCCUCUUUUUUCCUUACGGUUGUAGCGAUUUGCAUGAGGUAGUGAAUUUUGAUAUAUACAUAAUUCCGCUUUUGUAGCUGGAUAUAUCAAAGUGCUUUUAGCUGAUGUACAUAAGUAUAUUAUUUCUUGAUCGCUAGAUGGAUGACGUGUAGAAAAUUCACAAAGCGUCACAGUAGUGUGCAUUAGAGGUAGCUCUGUUAUUGACAAAAUUUUCAAACAAUUGGAUUGCAAAAUUGCCGAAAUGUGACCUAGAAUGUGAUGCGCGCGUUUUGCCAGUAGGAAAUGCUAGAUUCGUGAGUAGUUUCGUCUCGGCCACGAGGAAACACGCGAAACUGCACUCACAGCGUCCAAAUCGAAUCUUUUUAAUAUACAAUGGUGAAGGCUGUCGAAUGUGAUGAUUUGAGAUUUUCAUAAAGCGACACGUGCUGGUUCCGAAGUUUUAAUUAAUUUUAACGAGAAACACGCUCAUCGCGUGCAAUAGCUCUAGAAUCUAUUUACUCACUGUUAUUGUUGUCUCACUGUUGGAGAGAGAUAUAUAAAACGGAAAAAAAACACACAAACUUGUAUACACACACACACACAACACGCAUCUAUUGGAAUACUUUUGCUCUCUAUAAUUGUUGUAAAUUGACUAAAAGUGAAUGAGAAUUUCAAAUAGACGGCAUGCAACAAAACUUUGAAAAAGACUGAUCAUGUACUCUCAGACUCAUUUUGGAGAUUUGAGCAGCUGACCUCUUCAGAUUAUAUGGUUAAAUUACAUAAAAUACUACUAAGUUAAAUUUUUAAAUAGAGUUUUUAAACUAAUCUUGUAGGCAUAAUUCAGGCCUUUGUACCCAGAGAGAAUGAGUAAGAUAAGCUAUAAAAUUACAACUGAAUGCGAAAAGAAGCGUGGCGAUUCUUAUUGUUCAUUUAAUUUUAAAUGUUUCCAAAACAAAUUGAUGCAUAAUAUUAUUUCGAUCUGUGAAUUUUGUAAAAUCAGCUGAAUCUCUUGAGAGACUGUUCUGAGAAAAACUCGACUAAUAAAAUUUGCACAGUCGUAGUAAUUGGAAUAAAUGCUACGUAAAAUGUGCCACUUCAGCUACCCCCAAUUUUUGCAAGUCGUCUAUUUGUCUGCGAAACAGAGACCAAAUAAUGGAAUGGAAAAUUGGUGCUCAUUACAGCACCCAGGCAAUCGGAAAUAAAAUUGAUUUGCUGUGCAUGAA